Erigeron canadensis is the source of this 5828-nucleotide messenger RNA. RefSeq lists its product as uncharacterized. The record is from RefSeq and is a predicted model, not a curated record. NCBI's taxonomy places the organism in Eukaryota, Viridiplantae, Streptophyta, Magnoliopsida, Asterales, Asteraceae. Bases 19 to 5235 code for a protein of 1738 amino acids. The transcript has 7 exons. Gene Ontology annotation, molecular function: ADP binding.
UUUGUAGGUGUCACUGAAAUGGAUUUUUUAUCAGCAAUCAUUGGUCCUGUAGUUGAAUCGUUAUUGGUGCCUGUGAAGAAACACCUGGGCUAUCUGUUUUCCUCCACAAAACAUGUUGGCAACAUGAGUACCAGGAUGGAGCAACUUCUUGCUACAAGCGCUGAUGUCGAAAGGCACAUGGAAAGAAACAACAUAAGUAAUCUGGAGAUACCUACUCGUGUACCAGUUUGGUUGGAAGCAGUCGAAAAGAUUGAGGAAGAUGCCAAAAGAAUUAUCUCAGGUAACGUCAAUGGGUGUUUUAAUGUGAAAAUGAGGUACCGAACCGGACGGAAGGCUUUCAAGACCAGCGAGCAAAUCCAAGGUCUUAUUAAUGAACAUAUUGACAAAAGCUGGAGUGAUGCUCCCAAACCUCUUGGAAAAGUAGUAAGUUCAAAAAAUGCAUCCACUUCUGCACCGUCAGACGGUGAUGAUGCCCACAAUUUCUUCAAGUCAAGAGACAAGAUUUUCAAGGAGGCGCUCGGUUUGAUUCAACAAGAUCAAAAGGCCCAGGUGAUAGCCUUAUGCGGAAUGGGUGGCGUUGGGAAGACCACGAUGAUGGAACAACUGAAAAAGGCUGUGGAAGACAAGAAAACGUUUGAUUGGAUUGUGAAGGUGGUUAUUGGGGAAAAGAUGAACACAUUUUCUAUUCAGCAAACCGUGGCAGAAUACUUACAAAUUCCUUUAACCGAAACAAGUACAACAACAAGGGCAGAUCGUCUUCGCGUAACGUUUGGGAAGAUUUCACAAGAAAGAAAAGAGAAGGUUUUAGUAAUAUUGGAUGAUGUUUGGGAGAAAGUUGAGCUUAAAGACAUUGGACUAUGUCCUUUGCCAAACAGCUCCAAGUUGUUGCUAACAUCACGAAACGAAAACGUUUGUACACAAAUUGUUGCAGAAGAUGAUUUAGAUCUUCGAUUUGUUAGAGUAGAUGUGAUGGAGGAGUUAGAAGCGAAUAAUUUCUUUUUUCAUAUUUCAAAAGUAUCUGACCCGGACCUCAAAGAAAUGGGAGUUAAAAUCGUGAAAAGAUGUGGUUUCUUACCCUUGGCCAUCAAACUCAUUGCAACAAACCUUAGAUCUAAAGAAAAGUGGGCAUGGAGGAAUACACUUCACCGUUUGAAGAAAAAUGAACUCGAUAAGAAUGUGCAAAAAAUUGUUGAGAUAAGUUAUAACUUUUUAGCUGAUGAAGAUGCUAAAGCAGUUUUUUUGCUUUGUGGGUUGUUUCCAGAUGACUUCAAUAUUCCAAUCGAGGAACUGACAAGAUUCUCAUGGGGGCUUAAGUUGUUCAAUAAAGUUACUACUCUGGGGGCCGCUAGAGACCGGACAAAAACAUGUGUCGGCGUCCUAAAAAAUGCAAGUUUAUUGAUGGAUAGUGAUCACUCCGAGUGUGUCAAAAUGCACGAUCUUGUGCUUGCUUUUGUGGUUGCUAAAGUUUCUGAAUGCGAUCAUCCAUGGAUCAUUAAGCAUGGUGAUGAUGUUUCUGAAUGGAGUAGAGCUGAAACGAGCGAGUCUUGCAGAAGAAUUUCUUUGACAUGUACGGGCAUGUCUGAGUUCCCGGGAGACUUUAAUUACCCAAACGUAUCCCUAAUGAGACUUAUGAAUGGCGAUAAAUCGCUUAAGUUUUCUGAAACUUUUUAUGAGAAAAUGGAAAAUCUUCAAGUUAUGGCGUGUGAGAAGUUGCAAUAUCCAUUGCUUCCCACAUCGCUUCAAUGCUCUACCACCCUUCGAACAUUGUGUCUCCAUAAAUGCUCAUUGAUGUUUGAUUGCUCUCCUAUUGGUGAUCAUCUUUUGAACCUUGAAGUGCUCAGCUUUGCUCGUUCUCGCAUCCGAUAUUUACCAUCUGCAAUCGGGAAUCUAGUGAAGCUAAAGCUACUGGAUUUGACAGGUUGUAUGGAUCUACGAAUGGAUGAAGGCGUCUUGAAAAACUUGGUCAAGCUUGAAGAGCUAUAUAUGAGGGUUGCUAACGAAAAGGGCAUCAAAUUCACAGAUACAAACUAUAAGGAAUUGGGAGAACGUUCCAAGAAUCUAUCUGCAUUGGAAGUUGAAUUCUUUGAGAACAAUCCUCACUCAAAGAAUAUGUCGUAUAAUAGACUCGAAAGAUUCAAGAUAUCCAUAGGACGUUAUUUAGAAAGUGAUUAUAGUGUCAAAGACAUGCACUCAUCCGAAAACACGCUGAAGUUCAAAGUUGAAAAGAAAGAUGAAUUGUUGGAAUCUGGAAUGAUAGAGUUGUUUUCGAAAACAGAAGUGCUUUGGUUAAAAGUGGUCCGUGGCAUGAAUAACCUUGAAGAAGUUUUACCGAAAUCCGUACCUCGACACAGCUUGUUUUAUAAUUUAAGAGUCCUUUAUAUUGACAACUGUGCCGACUUGAGAUACCUGUUUACAGUCCCAGUAGCAAGGGGCCUGGUGAAUAACCUUGAGCGUCUCACAAUUAUAGAAUGCCCUGUUAUGGAAGCACUAGUAUACAGCGAAGAAAAUGGUAUAGAAGAAAUUAGGUUUCAGGGGCUAACGUUUCUAAAUUUGAAUUAUCUACCAAAGUUGGAAGGUUUGGCGUCCAACACUAACAAUAUUGUAAUCCAUCUACCGCAACUAGUGACGUUGUAUCUUGAUGGCCUUCCAAACUUCACAAGCAUUUAUCCGGCGGGAGAGUAUAAAUCAUCGAUUAUGUCCAGUGGCAGUUCUACUAUUAUUAAACCUUUCUUCAAUAAACAGGCUAUGAUCCCUCCUAGGUUGGAGAGAUUGAGAAUUUGGAGGAUGGAGGCAUUGAAGAAUAUAUGGCCGGAAGUAGUUGAUGAUGCCACCUGCUGCUGCUCAUUGCGAGAGAUUACAGUAUACCAAUGUGAUAAUCUUGUGAAUGUGUUUCCGAGGAAUCCGGUGCCAUUGUUGCCUCAUCUGGAAAGGAUCCAUGUUGGUAAUUGUGGUUCCAUUCAAGCGUUAUUCGACAUUGAUGUUGGUGAAGAAGGCGGCGGUAUUAGUAAAUUGAGAUCCAUUAACGUAUAUAACUCAGAGAGGCUUACAGAGGUGUGGAGGUUGAAAAGAGGAGGAGCUGCCGUACAUAUUAACCACCCUAAUGAUGAUAAUGAUGAUGAUGUCAUCAUUUGUGGCUGCUUUCAAGCGGUUGAAGUGAUAAGCAUAAGAGAUUGUAAGAGCUUUAGGAACAUAUUUACACCAACCACCGCUAGGUUUGAUCUGGGAGCAUUAAAGAAUAUUUACAUAGAUGGCAAUGGAAGCGUAAAAGAAAACGAUGAAUCUGUAGGAAGGAACCAAGAGGAGAUCGAUGAUACAUCUAAGAGGGAGAUAAUAGAAGUUGUUGACAAUAUUCCAUACGUGGCAUAUCCAUUUCAUCUCUUACCUACAUUUCAUCACCUUCAAUCCCUUUAUUUAAAAAAUCUUACAAAAGUUGAGGUGGUGUUUGACAUAGAAAAUGCAACUAGUAGAGAUUUGACAACAUGGGAUAACCAACAACCACCAAUACUUUCCUACCUCAAGAAUGUAAGCCUAAUUAAUUUGGAGAAGAUGAAUUGCGUGUGGAAGUGUACCUCUUGGAAUCAUUUUUUAUAUUCUCAAAAACAAACAGAAUCCCCGUUCCAGAACCUUACAACCAUACGCAUGGAAAAAUGUGGAAAGAUAAAGUACUUGUUUUCACCUCUUUUGGCCAAACUUCUUUUCAACUUGAAUACAAUUGACAUAUCAGAAUGUGAUGGUAUUGAGGAAGUUGUGUCAAAUAGAGAUGAUGAUGGUGUUGAAACAAUGGCGGCCGCUUCGACAUCUUCUGGCACAAACCCCACUUUCUUCCCACAUUUAGACGGUCUAUCUCUUUAUCGUUUAUCAAAGCUAAAGUUUAUCUCCAAUUUCUCCAUUCAUGAGAAUGUCAAGAGUUCUGAGGUGGAUGUUGUUUCCUGGUCCUUGUGCCAAUAUCCCCGCAAGAUAAACAUAAGUGAAUGUAAUGCACUACCAAUCGUGAUUCCAUUCAAUGCUGUUGGAAAAUUACAAAAGCUUCAAGAGUUGAAAAUUAGUCGGUGUAACCUUUUGGGACAUGUAUUCACAAGCUCCACACUUGAGAGCCUCAAGCAACUAGAAGAGUUGACGAUUGAAGACUGCAAGACAAUGCAAGUAAUUGUGAAGGAAGAUGGAAAGCACACAACAUCUAAAGUUGUCAUCUUUCCCCAACUAAAGUCGCUCACAUUAACUGAUUUACCAAAUGUUGAAGGUUUCUUUAUGGGGAUGAAUGAGUUUCAAUGGCCACAGUUGGAUAAGGUUAAGAUUUCUGGUUGCCCACAAAUGAUGGUCUUCACAUCAGGUCACUCAACGACUCCAAAGCUCAACUCCAUGCAUACUCGAUUAGGAAGACAUAGUCUUGAAUGUGGCCUCAACUUUCGGUUCACCAAUGCAUUAAACGAGGCUAAAUUCCAUAAUUCAAGUAUGUGCUCUACUCCGGAUAUGAUAAAGCUACUUCAAUACCCAUGGUCAUUUUCGAACUUAGUUGAAGUAGAUACAAAGUUGUAUAGCCAAUCGUCAGAGAGCCGCAUAUUUUUCCCACAGAAUGAGUUGCAUAAACUUCAGAAUGUUGAAAAGCUCAACAUCACUGCCCCCGAGUAUCAAUAUGACCGAAUCGUAGAGGAGGUAUUUGAAGUAGGAGAAGAGACGAAUGAUUAUAUGAAUGAAACACCAUCUGUUGUGGUUUUUCCAAAGCUAAAAGAAGUGACUUUGGAACACCUUGAAAGUGUGAAACAGAUAUGGAAGAGCAAUCGGAGGAUGGUUUUGAACUUUCCAAAGCUUACAAAAGUGUCAAUCAAUCGCUGUCCACUUCUUGGAAAUGUUUUCACUAGUUGCAUGAUUGGUAGUUUAUCACAACUCCAAGAACUACACAUAAGUAAAUGCAAAAAUAUGGAGGUAAUUGUCAAGCAAGUGGAAGAAGAUUCUGAUACUAUAGCGGAGGAGGUUGUUGUGUUCCCUUUUCUAAAAUCCGUAACACUUUUAUCGCUUGAAAAUCUCAAGGGAUUUUAUUUGGGAUUGGAGGCUUUUAAAUGGCCAUCGUUAGAUACUUUGAAAAUAAAAUAUUGUCCACAAAUAACGGUUUUCACACGUGGACAAUCGACUACUCCGGAGCUAAAGGUGAUAGACACAUCUUUUGGAUUGUGUUAUGCAACCGAAGACCCAACCUCCUUUAUAAAGACCAAACAACAAGAGGGUUGGCAGUUCUAGAAAAGUAACCAGGACACCUGCAUAUUCGAGAUCCUUCUUCGGAGAAGUGUGCUUUUGACAAAUGACAUUGGGUAUGGUCUCAGUGUUUCAUGACUUGAGCCCAAACGACUUCACCACCACCACUACCAUCACCUUGGGUCUACGGUUUCUUAUGGUGUGUGUUUCAUGGUUGGAAGAGUUGGUGAAAUCAGGAGGAGAAACAGGGCAGUUUGGAAUUUAUGAGAGUUUGAUCAUGUGUACUUAACUUGGAAUGAAGUUUAAGUGCAUCCUGAUACAUCCAUGGACUGUAAUGCAAUUUGUUUAUAGUAACAAUGUGAAUUUGGGGGUAGAAAUACUGCAGGUUUUUGGACAGGUGCUGGAUGUUGUAACAGGUGCGAUACCUCAGGCCCAAAGCUGAAUUCAGCUAUAUGUAUAAAAAUUAGGUGGUUUGUGAAAAUGGAGUGUCUUUGUGUUCCAUGUCUUUCAAGCAUAGCAAUUAUUAGUUAAUAGUUUGUUUUGUGUAAGUUUUUGUUUAAAGUUAGUUUUUUCAUAACUGAUUUUCAAUUUCUUUAUGUAAUUCUUGUCAAUUCAAUUCAUGAACCAAAUGCUGUGAA